Molecule: messenger RNA, 6713 nt
Organism: Apis cerana (Asiatic honeybee)
Lineage: Eukaryota; Metazoa; Arthropoda; Insecta; Hymenoptera; Apidae
Product: forkhead box protein A2-A
Biological process (GO): regulation of transcription by RNA polymerase II; cell differentiation; anatomical structure morphogenesis
Molecular function (GO): RNA polymerase II cis-regulatory region sequence-specific DNA binding; DNA-binding transcription factor activity, RNA polymerase II-specific
Source: RefSeq, a predicted model, not a curated record
AUUCGGCGGUCAAGUGUGACGCGGUGGGCGUCUUGCCGAGGCGCCAAUCGGGCCGCGUCUCGUUACGGGAGGCCGCGUGGUGGGGGCGAGGUGGCGUAUCGGGAGUGUGGGUAUCGUUCGAGCGCAGUGUCCCUGGAGACGCGACGUUGGUUGCUCGAUUUUCCUUUACCCUUCCGGUUUUCCACUGCUCGCGGUUUCCGGCCGCGUGCGCUUAUACCACGGUGUCGCUUCCGGUCCGCGGACGAAAAACUCGCCGAUCAUCUCGUCUCGGGAUCGUAACGGCCACUCCGCCACGCGCUAUUUUCGAGCAGGGAAUCGGGCGGAGAGAAUCGGAUGGCGAGAGAUGGAUGGAUUUUCGAAUCCCGCCGGAAGGGGUGAGAUUUGGACGGUGACGUAGACGGGUCUCGACGGUCUUUUCCGAUCGAUCGCUUCGGAUUCGAUGGAAUGGAAGAUUUUUAGAUUUUCGGUCUCGAGUGUUGCGCAAGGAUUACCCUUUCCUCCCCUCGUUCGUUGUUAUUCGAAAAUGGUAGAAUCCCUCGAAUUUUGGAGCAAUUUUACGAAAGAAGAAUCGAUUAGAUUUUGAGGAAACGGAUCUUUUCGGAUCUGCCAUUUUGGAAUAGAACGGGUGUUUCAUUCUUCUUCUUCUCUUUUUUUGUUCCCUUUCCCCGAGAAAAUUACUGAAAUUGGUGAAAAAUUGUCUGAGUGGCUACCAGGGGGGGGGGGGAGAAACGAUUAGUGAUUGCACGACAAGUCGAUCGUUGCAUCGACCGAAAAUUGAUCUGGAACGUUGAAAUUUUGUGUAAAAGUGAACAUCGAGGAAGGAGAGAACUAUGGAUUUUUCGAAUGGACUGUAAAUCUCUGUGAAGCAUGAGAGGGGGCAAGACUUUUUGAAGAGUUUUCAGUGACUUGCGGGGAUAUUGUUCCAGCGUUCAAGAUUCUGUUCGACGUUCUUCAUGCGAUAAAAGACCGCCCUUUGUUGUCUGCGCACUCCUCGUCCUUCUUCUCGUGGCUCUCGAUUCUCAGAACACCUUUCUCUCUCUCUCUCUCUCUCUCUCUCUCUCUCUCUCUCUCUCUCUUUCUCUCCCCUUUUCUCGCGAAUCUCGUUAAUUCGAACCGCGAAUUGGGAUAACGUCGCGUUCUUACGUGUCGAGGGGAGAGAGAAAUUUCUUUUUUCAAAAAUUUGGAGGGAAAAUAAUUCGAAUAGCAUCCUCGAAAAAGAAUAUUCUCAGAAUUCGCGAAUACUUUUUGUGGAGCAACUCCCUCUCAACCCGAGGGAGAUGCUUAAAGAAAGGGAUGGACUUUAUUUAGCUGAUAAAAAAGAAAAUUCCCCAUGGACGACGAUCCACGAUCGUGAAUGAAACGAUGAGCGGAACGAGGAUCCUCGAUAAUCCGAGAUAACGCUCCAACGCGAUAACGCCGUUUGCAAGAGGGAGAGAGAGAGAGAGAGAGAGCGGGAAGGGAUGUGAGGAACCGUGGAAGAAAGAUGCGAGGGGAAGAAGAAGGAAGGGAGGAAGCUAACUAGUGGAAUUCGAUCAAGAGGGAGGGGGAGGAAUCGCAGUCGAGAGGGGUUGAGAGGAAUUCGAGAAGGGAAGAGAUGCCUCGACCGUCGAGGGACACUUACGGCGACCAGAAGCCGCCAUAUUCGUACAUCUCGUUGACAGCGAUGGCGAUAUGGUCGUCGAGGGACAAGAUGCUGCCGCUGGCCGAGAUCUACAAAUUCAUCGCCGAUCGGUUCCCCUAUUACAGGAAGGACACUCGAAGAUGGCAGAACUCGUUGAGGCACAAUCUGUCCUUCAACGAUUGCUUCAUCAAGGUGCCAAGGGGGCCCCACCGUCCUGGCAAGGGCGCCUACUGGGCUCUUCACCCGGCAGCCCUCUCCAUGUUCGAGAAUGGCUCCCUUCUACGGCGCAGAAAACGUUUCAAGCUGCACAAACCCGAUAAGGAGUUGUUGAAAUCCGAGCUUCAGGCCUUGGCGUCCGCCAUGCCGCCUCCUCAUUCCGAAUCCUCGCCCGUCCUGUCGAUAAAUCCUAACGCGCAGACGAGCAGUCUCACCGUUGCCAAUCUUCAUCGUCUUCGCGACGAUUUGCUCCGUUGGGAGUUGCAGGAGCGCCGCCUAGCCAUGACUUCAGGCGGCAACAGUUCGCCAAGUUUCACCACGCCCGAGGCUGGAUCAAGCUACUAUCUAUUGUCACCAGAGGUUCGACAGAGACUGGCCGGAACGGACGAGAUCCUUCGCGGUUACGAGAGCAACCUGUUGCAGGCAGGAAGUUGGAGUUUUCCAGGCUUCCAGGUGUCCCCGUACGUGUCUCAGCUCUCCUACUUUCAGACAGACAUACCGGAAAGUAGACAGAUCUGUGCUGGAAACGCAGAGGCUGGUGUCACCGAAAAGACUGACUCCAGGCUUUUCCUGGAGACCGCGAGAGGCGCCACGAUCGAGUCUGCCGAUGGUAAAGUUCGUUGUCCGCCGUUGGAGGCUGGAAUUUCCAAUCAGACGAGCAUCCAACCCGGCCAGAAGAAGAAGAAGAAACCGUUCACCAUCGAGAAUAUCAUCGCGCCGGACGAUGAACAGAUUUCGAGUAAUUCCGAGGACGAGAAGAGAUCUUCGGGCCAUCUUCUGGUACCUAGACCACUUUACGCCGGAUUCUCGUUUGGCCUGCCCACGAGUAAGGUCCCAUACGAGACUGCCACCUGAAUUUACUAGAUUCGACUAGUGUCUAGUGGAUAAUUCGAAGCGAACUGGAACGCUGGUGGCGUGACGAUCGACGUUCAGACGAGGCGCUAGUGGAUAUACAGAUUCUGGUGAUGAAUGAAACUAACGGAUCCUGUUUGUGCGCUUCUCUCUCUCUUUCUCUCUCUUUCUAUCUCUGUCUCUCGUGUUCUCGAGAAGAUUUUUUUCGAGCGUGGAAAGGAAGGGAAGACUUUUCUGGUGGUGUGAAACUAUGAAUCGAAAUGUUUCAAGAGGUUUUGCUUUUGGAAUUGAGGAAAUAUCGAGGAAAUGACCACAGGAGGUUCCUCUUUUAAACUUGAUUGAAUAGAUAUCCUGAGGUAUUAUUUCGAUUACUUAUAAAAUAAUACGUAUAAUUCUGAUCGAUUUGCUGUUUCUAUUCGAACAGAGAAUUUGAUAAAUUUUUCAGAUUUUUUUUUAAAUAGUGUCUGUUCAUGUAAAAUGAGAUAUUGUGGCAACGAUUCUGUAGAUUAUUGGUGUAAUACAGUUUGUAUGGCAUGUUUUUAAGUCUGAAAUUAGGAAGAGUAUAAAAAUAAUGGUAUUUAAUCGUAGGUGAUUAUACAUGUUAUUUAAAUCACUUUUGUGCAAAAUAAAUUGGACAAAUGGUCAUAGUGAUCAAGCUAAUACAAUAUUUUAUUAGAAUUAAACGUUUGUAUAGGUAUAUGUAUAUACUUACGUAUAUGUAAACCUUUAUAAAUUCUUUAAAAAUUCUUAAUCCACAUAACUUAUCUUAAAAUUCUUGUUAUGGAUUAUUAAUAUUCAGCUGGUUGACUGGUCAAUUAGAAACAAUGGAUAAACUAAUUGAAUAAGCAGAGUAAGAGUUACUUUCUAAAGAAGUAUGUGAAAAUUUUGAAAGUUAUAAAUUUAUACUCAAUAAAUUUGUACGGAUAUUGGAUCAUUGCUUAAAAAAACGUUUCUAAUUGAAAAUUAGAAAAGAUUAGAGUCGAUAUAAUUUUUUUACUGAGAUUUUAAUAUUUAAAUUAUAUCAAUGUGUUAAAAUAUAUUUUAAAUUUCAUUUUUUUUUAUUUAUAAAUUUGUUUACGAGUCAUAAAAUAAUCAGUGCAAAAUUUAACUGACGGUACUGCUAAUGGUAAGUCUUCUCUUUUUCCUUUCGAUGGAACUUAAUUAAGUUUUUUAGCAUGAAAUAUCUUGAGAAAGAUGAAUAUAAUAAUACUAAACGUAAUUUAAAGGAAAUGAUAAAAUUUAUUAAUGAUGCAAAGAAAUGAAAUACGGUGUUCGAAAAUUAUUUGACAGAUUAAAUGAUAAAAUUAAAAUAAAAAUAAAAAUUUGUAAUAGAAUAAAGAAAUAAAAUUAUUAUCUAUAUAUUAUAAUUCUUCCAUAGAUUGGUAAUUCGUUUUCCACCGCACAACAAAAAUGACAAUCCUGUAGAUAUUUCAAAUUUUUCUUAUAAUAUAUCGGCAUUAAAUUAAAAACUUAAUAAUCAAAGAUAUUUGUAUAAUUUGAUGUAUAAUUUUCGAACACAGAUAAUGAUAAAUCGAGCAUAAUAUAUUUAAUAUUUAACAACGUAUAUGCAUUUAACAAGCAACGACAUUUUUGCCUGUGUAUCAUUGUAACAUUUUAUAUUCGUUUUAUAACGAAGAAACUUACUUAAGCACAAGGAGUAUGAGAUUUAUUAAAAAAAAAAGAAAAAAUGAAAAAAAAAAGAAAAAAAAAAGAAUAAUUAACAAGGCACUUACAAAAUUCUCGAAGUCAUUUAAAAUUAUUUGAAAAACAAAGAAAAAAAUAAAAAAAUAUAUUAUUAAAGUAGCGAGUCCAAACGUACAAUAAAAUAUUUUACAAAAACACAAGAUAUUAUUUACAGAAUAAAAGAAGGAAUGUGCUAUAACAUAAUGCAGAAUAUUUAGAAAAUGUAUCUAAAAAACAGUAUAUCAUUGAAAAGUAUAUCAAUCUUAUAUAGUUGCUCGAGUGAAAGUAUUACAAAUUAGAAAAAUACUCGAGUACAAAAAACUAUUAUAUCUGAUGAUAUUUGAAAAUAUUUGACUCACGAUAUUUGACUAACGAUAAAGUUGAGUUUAACUAUAUAUUUUCAGUGAUUGCAAAUAUUAAGUUAAACAAAAUUUUUAAAAUAACCAGAAAAAUUUUCUAAAAUUAGAUACGUAUAUCAUACGAGAACUGAUCAGAUGAUACUAAUGUAAGAAAUACCAAAUUAAUUUAUAUUUAAUUGUAACGAAUAUAAACAAUUUUAUUUCGUAAUAUUGUUAGUUAUAAAUUUUUAAAUUAUCCUGAAAUUAAUGGGAAAAAAAGUUUUGUUGAAUAAUUUCAAAUUAAUAUAAAUCGACUUAAAAUUGAUUAUUUUCUGCCUAACCUAUUAACCAAUUAACUUAUAUCUUAAUACCCAUAAGAUGAAUGUAUCAAUGUUAAUUUUUUGAAGAGAAUGAAAUUUUUAGUACUAUUUGAUCGAAUCUCCUAUUCUGAAAAUUGCUUAUUUAUCUUCGAGUAACAGAAGAAUUCUUCAAUAUGAUUAAAGGAGGAACGUUGAAUGCGUGAGAAUCGGCAAGUUUGUAGCUCCUAUUUACUAACUAAAACCAACAUUACAUACUCACGAAGCACCAACGAAUCAAUAAACAUGAACAUACCUUCCAUUAAGCGAGCAAACAAGCAUAAGAACAGUCAAUUCGCUUCACAUUUAUGAUUUUCUUUAUUGAUAUUCGAUUUCAAAUUCUGAUUUCAACAAACUUUCAAGUACUAUUUAAACAAACGUAUGACAGCAGUUAUGCGAAGUAGCGUGGGAUGCGCAAAAGUCUCUCGUUUCUUGCGCAUUGCGUCGCAUUGAACUUCACGUGAAACUUUAUUGAUGCGAAUUUACAUUGCUAUAAAGAGAUUAUAAAUGAUAUUAAAUAACAAUUUAAAAUUGAUAAUAGAUGAUAAAUUAUAAUGUAUUUUCCGAUUAUUUGUGUUUGGAAUAGUGAUAUACUCAUUUGUUCAAGUUUGUUCGUGCUCAUUUGCGUUUGUUCGUUAGGUGUAAAUGCGGCGUAAUAGUCACGCUCUGUCGUCCAUUAUGCAUAAUUGCGUGUCUAAUCUAGUUAACGUAAAGUCCUCCUACACUAUCGAAAUAACGUUUCCUCUUCGAUAUGUGAAAUGAAAUUUGUAUUUAUUGAGCUUUAUUUAUAUGUGUUAUAUUGGUUGGGGAUUUAGAAAGAGUUCUAUUAAAUAAAUGUGUAGGAAAAUUUAUAAAAAAUUUUGAAAUUAUAUAUAUAUAUUACAAAUUUUGAUUCAUAAUUUUCAAUAACUAUUAUAUGACGUGUUAAAAGAAUGUCACGUUUGAAGAGGAAUUCGAUGGAAUUAGAGUCAAUAAAGGUAAAUAUCUUAAUUUUUCGAUUCGAGUCACACAAUUGCAGAAAAAUAUUCGUGCUCUUUAGUUUAAAAAAAUAAUUGCACGUUUUUUCGAAAAGAAAGAAAUUUAUUUUUCAUUUGUAAAUAGUUUAAAUCUAUUUUCCAUUAAAUUCAAUGAAACAGAUUUUAUAUGCUUUUUUUUUUAAAGUUUUUCGUUUAUAUAUUCAGCUUAUUCUCGAUUUGCACAAUUUUUAAUUAACGAGAUCAACAAAUUUUAUAUAAAAAAAAUUAAAUACUUCGUUACAGUUAAUAACACAGAUUGAAAAUUAUGUGUAUACGUAUAAGAAAAAUGUUGAAAUUGUAGAUAAUUAUAUUAAUAACUAAGAAUUACACAACAAAUCGUUUUCUUUCUUUCAUUCUUGCUUCUUGCUUUCUUUAAAUCGGAAUACGGAUUUCGAUCGUUCUUUGUUAGAGAACAAAAGUUACUUGCAGAAUUGUGAAACGUAAAUUUCGUUAUUUUAACGGGAUCACGUGCGAAUCCAUUGAAAGGAAGUUCAUCCAUUGUGCGAACGACUCGUAAAUGAUCUACAAGCGUAAUAUAAUUAAUGUACUCGAUCGUACUCUCACGAAGAUACCCGUAAAUGUAAACAUUGCUUCGUGGUUAAAUAAAUUAUUGUAUAUAUCUGAAAAAAAA